CUCUCUCUCUCUCUCUCUCUCUCUCUCAUUCAUUUCGCCGGCUAACAUGAGAGAUCAUGGCCGCCUUCGGGCUCCUGAGCUAUGAGCAGAGACCUCUCAAACGGUCCCGUUUGGGGCCGCCCGACGUCUAUCCGCAAGACCCCAAGCAGAAGGAGGAUGAGCUAACUGCUGUAAAUGUAAAACAAGGUUUCAGUAAUCAGCCAGCUUUCUCAGGAGAUGAACAUGGGUCUGCUAGAAAUAUUGUUAUUAACCCAUCCAAGAUUGGUGCUUAUUUUAGCAGCAUAUUAGCCGAGAAGUUAAAACUUAAUACAUUCCAGGAUACAGGAAAGAAGAAAUUGCAAAUAAAUGCUAAAGACAAUUACUGGCUAGUUACUGCUCGGUCCCAGAGUGCAAUUCAUACGUGGUUUGCAGAUUUGGCAGGAAAUAAACCUCUGACUUUCCUAGCAAAAAAGGUACUUGGAUGGCUUCUUCACUAUUUGGGAGAGUGGGAGGAGGGUUCAUAUCAUUCUGAUAUGAACCUCAAGUGCAAUAUUAACAAAAUAAGCAAGGCAUUUCAUUAA
Molecule: messenger RNA, 560 nt
Organism: Thamnophis sirtalis
Lineage: Eukaryota; Metazoa; Chordata; Lepidosauria; Squamata; Natricidae
Source: RefSeq, a predicted model, not a curated record